AUGAUACUCUUCGGCUGUUCGAAGCCAAACCAUCCUACUGGCGGCGUUUGGGAUUGUGAGCACCAUUCAGUAUGUGACAAGGAAAACCCAAAGAUACUGUUUUCAUGGGCACGCAAUGCUCCUUCCUUGUCGUUACCGGACAACGUUGGUGUUGCGGUUGGUGGAGACAGCGGUAUUGACAACUACGUCGUGCAGGUACAUUACAAUGCCAAGUUUACGGGAGAAGUUCUGGAUUACUCUGGAGUAGUGCUUAACGUUACUUCGCUGAAGCCCCGUUACUUCGCAGACGUACUCCUGAUGGUUAGUAGCGCCUAUUAUAAUAUCCCACCACAUAUGUCAGAAGUCGCUCUAAACAUAUCCUGUACAUACUACGGCCCAACGCCGCUUCAUAUCUUCGCGUACCGUACUCAUGCACAUUCAUUAGGUCGAAUUAUUACCGGUUACAAUAUUCUUAAUGAUCAAUGGACCCUCAUUGGAAAAGGUAAUCCUCAGUGGCCCCAGAGGUUUUAUCCAACUACUCCUGAAGUCGUUGCUGAACCUGGCAGCAUUCUGGCGGCGCAGUGCAUUUUCAAUUCUACCACAAGGGAUACGGUUACUUACAUAGGUGCUCAUGGAAAAAACGAAAUGUGCAACUUCUACAUGUACAUUUAUGUCGAAUCAGAGUAUGGGACAAUGCUAAAGCAGCUCGGGGAAUGCCUGGACUCAAACGAUACCAAACUGUUUGCUAAAUAUCCGGCAGAGGCGCGAAAACCGUUGGAGAGAAACCCUCUGCUCGAGAUGGAGGCUAAUAUGACUAUGGAACGGUUUGGUGAGAACUGA
Messenger RNA from Soboliphyme baturini, 819 nucleotides. The record is from the annotation of a GenBank genome assembly. NCBI's taxonomy places the organism in Eukaryota, Metazoa, Nematoda, Enoplea, Dioctophymatida, Soboliphymatidae.